This is a messenger RNA of Ctenopharyngodon idella (grass carp), 1359 nucleotides long. RefSeq names its product fibroblast growth factor 10b (gene fgf10b). Gene Ontology annotation, cellular component: cytoplasm. NCBI's taxonomy places the organism in Eukaryota, Metazoa, Chordata, Actinopteri, Cypriniformes, Xenocyprididae. The coding region runs from base 219 to 815 and encodes 198 amino acids. The transcript has 3 exons. Gene Ontology annotation, biological process: positive chemotaxis; positive regulation of epithelial cell proliferation; wound healing. The record is from RefSeq and is a predicted model, not a curated record. Gene Ontology annotation, molecular function: type 2 fibroblast growth factor receptor binding; chemoattractant activity; growth factor activity.
GCCAGGAACAGGGUCGUUUUGACAUGCAUUCCCUGGAAACGUUGUUGUUAUGAUAAUGGUUCCCAAAUGGGAUUAAUAAAGCGCUCUAUCUCACCAUCUGAAGCUUCACAGACUUGCUCCUCAGCCUAAUUGCACAACUUCAUGGUUUCUUCACUGGUCUUAUGUGGAGUUCUCUGGAGCGAGAGGCAUCCAUGCACAUUCACUGAGCAGCAUGUUCCAUGAGGAGUACCAUGAGGAGAUGGACAGUGAGUAACAGUGUGUCUGUAUGUUGGUCGGUGUGUGUCGUCUAUCUUCUCGUCGUCUCCGUCACCUGUGGCAGCGCAUGUCCCGUGCAGCGGGCGCUCAGGGUCGACAACUCCUCAUCCGCCUCGACCUCCACCUCCGGCCGGCAUGUGCGCAGCUACGUGCACCUCCAGGGAGACGUGCGCCAGCGGAAACUCUUCUCCUUCCAGAAGUUCUUCCUUAGGAUCGGGAAAGACGGGAGAGUCAACGGCACCAAGAGAAAAGACGAUCCCUACAGUAUUUUGGAGAUCACAUCAGUGGAUGUUGGGAUCGUUGCUGUCAGAGGUCUCAGCAGUAACCUUUACCUGGCUAUCAGUAAGAGGGGAGAACUGUAUGGAGCGAGAGUCUAUGGUAUAAACUGCCGUCUGAAGGAGCGCAUCGAGGAGAACGGGUAUAACACAUACGCAUCCGCGGAGUGGAAGAACAAGAAACGACAGAUGUUUGUAGGUCUGAGCGCUCACGGAAGGCCUCUGCGUGGGAGAAAAACCCGCAGGAAGAACACAGCUACACACUUCUUACCUAUAAUGGUGUGACUUUUGUUGUAUAAUGCUGACGGGAUGGAGAGAGAGACCGAAGAUAAAGAUUUUGUCCACACGCAACUCUUUGUAGCGGCUGCGGUUCAGUGUUUGCUUGCUCCUUUAUUGCUCUUUGGUUCAAGGCACUCAUUACAACUUUAUGCUCAUGCCAGCUGAUAUUCAGUGGUAAACAUUCUCAAAAGAGCAAAGUUCAUGAAUGAAGGCUUUCAUUUCCAUUGUGCAUUAUUCAAGUGAUCUAUAAUUGUGGAUUAUGUGUGCAAGAGUUUUCUUCAAGCUCUUUUCAAUAUAAGAACGUCUUACAUUUAUUUCUAAUGGACAUGAACAUCUUAUAGGAGCGGCUCUAAGGCUGCAUGCGUCGCACAGAGAAAGAUAUAUGGGGAUGUAUUUGUAUCUUCUAAAAACUUUUGGACUGCUUUGAAAUAAAUAAAUUAUUUAUUUGUAUUGUAUUUAAAUAAAAUACUCUAAAAAACAUAUUAAAAGCAUAUAAAAUGGAUAACCUCUGACUCCUGUGAAAUAAAAUCUAUUUUGUUAUCCUCCUGCA